Heterobasidion irregulare TC 32-1 is the source of this 540-nucleotide messenger RNA. RefSeq lists its product as uncharacterized. Bases 1 to 540 code for a protein of 179 amino acids. The transcript is spliced from 2 exons. NCBI's taxonomy places the organism in Eukaryota, Fungi, Basidiomycota, Agaricomycetes, Russulales, Bondarzewiaceae. The record is from RefSeq and is a predicted model, not a curated record.
AUGCAUACCGCCCCGACUACACAAUCGCACCUCCAUAUCAAGCCGCACGUCGGCGCUCAGUUGGGCUUCCCCGCACCCGCCGUCGCCCAGAGACCGCCAGACGCCUCGGCCGCCGAUCGAUGCUCCCCCACGCUCUUCCCGCAAAUACACCUCUCGACGACGGUAUCGACGCCGGAGCCGAGCACCUCGUCUCCUCAGCAGACUGAUAAACAGUCGAUGACGAAUCGAUUGGAUGGCUCUCGAUCGCCCUCGGGCCGGGCCGGGACGGGCGGAGGCUGGUCGCCGUACGUUGAACGGCUAUCCACGCUGCGGAUCAUUGAAGCCUGGAAGAUGAAUGAAUCAUCAUGGAAGCACCAAGUAGCUGUCCCCCCUCGAUGUGCUGGUUUCGUCGUCAUGGGCCCCGAUCUCGUCGUUGCCAGGUGUCCGGCCGCAGGUCUCUCAGACGACCCCAUCCAUACAUCCUUGAUUUCCCAGAGACGCGGAGACGGGGUGAACGCGUCCCGAGACUGCCCGCCCCUCGCGCGACCGCACCGAUCUUGA